UUUCUUCUAAAAAUGGCGGCGCCCAUUGAACAACCGGUGAAACGUAAAACUACUAAAUUACCGCCAGAAAUUGAUCUAACGUCUCCACAUUUUGACCCAUCAAAGGCACUCUUUUCUAGUCACGUACUGCUGCCAUUUGCAUCUGCAGAACCACUUGACAAUUUGGCGAGGUUCGAGAGUUGGUCUAAACAGUCAAAGAAAAAUGAAGCUAUCCACAAUCUCGAAAAUCUACCAGUUGAAGUUGAAUCAGAAAGGAAGCCAAUACAUAAAAUAAUUGUAAAACCAGCUACUGUUGAUUUAUCCAAACACUCUGGAAGGCAUCGAAAUAAACUCAACAGAAAUGUGCUUACACGAAUGAAAGAGUAUGAGAAAGGACCCUUAAGUUUUCUGAAGAAAUGUGUUGAAAACCGCCAUGUUGUAAAGAUUUGGACUAGAAAUGCAUGUGAACUAAGAGGAUUCUGCACUGGUUAUCUAGUGGCCUUUGACAAAUACUUCAAUCUGGCUUUGAUGGAUGUUGAUGAAACCUACAGAAAACCUGUCAGUCGAGAUAAUCGCAUCCGGAAAUGUACUGAGAUAUUACAAGUGAUAGCUGUUUCUGAUCAAAAGGAGAGUGAUCCAGUCAUUCAUAUUGAGGAAGGAGAUAGUGCUGAGACUCCGAUCACCUCUCAGGAAACCACAUUCAGACCUUCUGUAGAAAACAAUGUGAAUGCUAUGGAAAAUCUCAAAAUUACAACUGUAGAAAAGUCCCAAGAAAGUACUCAUUCCUGUAGUGAAAAAGAGAUUGCAUGUAUAUCUUCUGUCAGCAAUUGUGUAGCUAGUACUGUAAGCAAUUGUGAGAAAAAAUUAGCUACAAAGAGUUCUCAGGACACAUGUCGAGCAGAGGAACAGACCGUUAGAGUUGCUGAAAGUGAAAGUAUAGACUUUAAUGAGCCAUGUACUGAUAUCAGUGACAAGCCAAGUGAUAAAAGUAAGUCAGAUAAAAGGACAAAAAAAGUGAAAAGUGAAAAUAUGGACCAGAUGAUGCCGUCAUUUGAUGCUGCAAAAGUUGCCAGAGUGUGGCAAGAUACUGUGGCAAGGGAUAAAUCAAAACCACCUCUCGCACUGAAGUACAGACAUGCUAAUCAGCUGUUUAUCAGGGGAGAUAAUGUGGUGUCCGUUAGUCUUGUUUAUGCUUAAAUUUCAUCAAAGUUAAUAAAUUAUUAUGUUUAC
Molecule: messenger RNA, 1209 nt
Organism: Mizuhopecten yessoensis (Yesso scallop)
Lineage: Eukaryota; Metazoa; Mollusca; Bivalvia; Pectinida; Pectinidae
Product: U7 snRNA-associated Sm-like protein LSm11
Exons: 4
Coding region: 13-1176 (387 amino acids)
Biological process (GO): mRNA 3'-end processing by stem-loop binding and cleavage
Cellular component (GO): U7 snRNP
Molecular function (GO): U7 snRNA binding
Source: RefSeq, a predicted model, not a curated record